GAGGCGCGGUUCGCUGGAGGCGGCGGUCGCGACAGGGCAGGCCCCGAGGGACGCAGGUCCAGACUCCUGCGUGAAGUGAUGCUCCACUUUGCCUUACUCCUAGCCGUGGGGCUCCCACUGGUGGCAGCCAAUGUUACCGUUGGUCCUCAGUGGACCUAUAGUUUGAGAUGCCAUGACUGUGCGGUCAUAAAUGACUUCAACUGUCCCAGCAUUAGAACAUGUCAGUAUCAUGUUAGGCGCUGUAUGACAGUCUCCAUCCGCAUAAACCCUCGUGAGCUACUUGUUUAUAAGAACUGUACAUACAACUGCACGUUUCUAUAUGCAGCUCAGCAGCCUCCUGAAGCCCCAAGAAAAAUCUUCAAAACUAAUAGCUUCUACUGGGUUCGUUGUUGUAAUAGCAUGGUUUGCAAUGCAGGAGGACCUACUAAUCUUGAAAGGGACAUGUUACCCGAUGAAGUAAUUGAAGAGGAGCUUCCAGAAGGAACCGUGAGGCUGGGGGAGUCAAAACUGUUCCUGAGCUUUGCCUCUGUCAUAGUCAGCAAUAUAUUGCCAUGAGGACCCCUCCUUGGAGGGUCUGACCAUCUUCACCCAUUCCACAGAGAAAUGUUGCUUUCCAUUAUUCCCUUGUAAGUCAGAGACCCUUAUCCACUGCUCUUCUAGGUGGCCCAUUUAUGGUUUGUUGUAAGAGAAAAAUUAAAAAAAAAUUAUUGUUUAGUG
This is a messenger RNA of Rhinopithecus roxellana (golden snub-nosed monkey), 717 nucleotides long. RefSeq names its product glycosylphosphatidylinositol anchored molecule like (gene GML). NCBI's taxonomy places the organism in Eukaryota, Metazoa, Chordata, Mammalia, Primates, Cercopithecidae. The coding region runs from base 79 to 555 and encodes 158 amino acids. The record is from RefSeq and is a predicted model, not a curated record. The transcript has 4 exons.